AAGACAAUUCGCCUAAUUUAGGCGAUUAUAUGUACAAACGAAGGAAUACAAUAGUUAGUUCUGAGGAAGAGACAGAGAAUUGCACUGGAAAACGUCUUAUCAACUUAUACAGUAGGAAUUACAACUCUAACCUGGACCUGGUCGAGUCUGGGAAAUACCGGGAUUCCACCUCCGAAGGAGAUGCACCUAUCUAUCCGUUAAACCCGCCAAUAGAUUCCGAGGAUCCUGAACCAGAAGACGACCUUGCAGAGGGAUACAAAAAAUCACUUUCAGAAUGUCAAAACAACGCAUUGCUUUAUGUUAUAGGAGGAUAUAUUGUCGGACUACUAUUGGUACUAAUGUGGUACUAUAGGAAUCCCAAAGAGGCCUGCAAGGACCUUAAUGGAAGAUGGAUUUUCAUCGUCUUGGUUACCUUACUAAUUAUUAUAUUGGUUCGGCGACGUCCAGCAAGGUGCAUUGCAGUGUUAUGCCUUUCAAGCUUAUCAAGCAGUCAAUUUCGGACAUUGGUUAUUGCAUUAGCUUUCUUGGUGGCUUUUUCGGGACCUAUAAAAAAUAUAAUCCACAACAUUUGCAUUUUGGCGAAUACUCUCGCCUGUGGGCAAAAUGUGCUAAUACAGGCUCUAAAGCUUAUGCAACGCAUUAUAAAUGAUCCCUCCCAUUCAGUGGAGGAGGCAUUCAAGACAACGUUGGCCCAAGUAUGCAGACUCAUGAAUAAAUUGGAUAAACUUUUGCUGAAUCUGGAGAGGCCCAUUGCACAAAUACAUGCCACCUAUAAGACCUGCACAGAAUGGUUACUCUUGCAGAAGGAUCACUAUGAGUACAAGAUGGGUACUCCCUACAGCCGCUGCAUGAAGGCGGGUAACUUGAGUAUUGCACAAUGCAAGAGAGAGUUUGGAGUAAAAAAGAAAGAGUGCUGUAACCUAGAACUCUUUUAUUGGUUCUGUGAAAGUCUCAAGACAUUUAAAAGUUUCUUCGAUGAUAAUCUACAAUGGUCUCUGAUGGUCAUCAAGGAAAUAUUUCAACGCUUGCAGUUAUGCUCCAUGAAAAUCAGAUAUAAUUUUAUAAGCACCAUUAGUUUUGAUCAUAGCUUGAAAUUUAAUUCAACAGGUCAAUUUACCCCUAACAAAGAUCACAUAAACGAACAAGAUGUAAACGAGAAACUAGAGGCACAGAGACAAAAGUUAUAUUUCGUGUUAUUUUUGAUCGAUUUGAUUAUCUUCAUACUCUUGCUCGCUAUAAUACAUCAAUCACUGAGCUUUUGGCUGCGCUACUUAAGCAAUGAACAAUAUGAAAAUGUCUAUAUAACAGAGGCUUUUGAGAACUAUGACGACAAGUACUAUCAUACAAUGGGUGUAAGAGCCUUGCCCUUAAGCAAUUUCGAAGAGAACAAAUAUGUGAAGAUAAACUCAAUGCGACUGCUGCCCAAGGAAUAUGAUACUAUUUAUCGUUCAUUGACUUUCUUGUGGAUCACAGGAAUACAGCUUUUCUGCAUCUGUUUUGUGGACUACAGUCUUUAUAGUAUGCUAACUUUGAUGUUCUAUCAUGGACAUAUGAUUGAAGAUGUUAAACCUCUUGCCUAUAAAAAGAUUGUCAUUAUCGGCGGAGGUAAAACUGGCGACAUUCUACGAGAUCUGGUUCGGGCAUUUGAGCCGAGAACUUUUAAAAUAAAUAAUCAACGGUGUCUACCGGUUCCAGGUCAUCCAAAAUACCUCCGAUAUGUGUGGAUCUUUUUGCUAUAUUUGCUGGCCUGGUUCAUGGUUUUUUGGGAGCCAUAUGGCCUCCGCCAAAGACACCGUACUAUGAUGUACUUUUAUCCAGAGGAAUCAAGGCGCAGGGUUUAUGACUUGCACCGAAUCAUAUUACAUGAAAGAAAACAUUUAUUUAAAGCAAAAUGUCGGGAAGCACGUUUCUUAAACGCCUUUAAGAAUAUCCAUCAAUUUGAAUCGUAUGUUACGUGGAUUCAUCCUCGUCUAAACUGGUGUCUUAGUUGUUGUACGGUAUCUUUUAUUAGAAGAUGCUGCACCAUUUGCAAUAAACCACUGAACAAAUCUGAUAAUGUUCCCUGUGGCUGGCCAAACUGCAGAGGUAUCUACUGUACAACGUGCUCUCAAGACAGCCACAAUAAAUGUGUAUUAUGCAGUUCCGAAUACGAAGAUGAACUUUUGGAACAUGGGAACUUUUCUGGAAAUGACUCUGAAAUCUGCAGCGUUGAUAACAGUUAUCCCCAGCAGCGUUAUAAGAAAAUAUAGGAAAAUAUCCCGAAAUCUGUUACUAAAAAUAAAUACAUAUUUAGCUAGGAUUUCUUAUAAAACUACAAGUAUAGUUGGCUGCCACGACUUCAAGUCCCAUAUUGUCUAGUGGUUAGGAUAUCCGGCUCUCACCCGGAAGGCCCGGGUUCAAUUCCCGGUAUGGGAAACUACA
Molecule: messenger RNA, 2421 nt
Organism: Drosophila santomea
Lineage: Eukaryota; Metazoa; Arthropoda; Insecta; Diptera; Drosophilidae
Product: protein sneaky
Exons: 10
Coding region: 30-2249 (739 amino acids)
Cellular component (GO): membrane
Source: RefSeq, a predicted model, not a curated record